Molecule: messenger RNA, 2141 nt
Organism: Canis lupus familiaris (dog)
Lineage: Eukaryota; Metazoa; Chordata; Mammalia; Carnivora; Canidae
Gene: CCND3
Product: cyclin D3
Exons: 5
Coding region: 474-1109 (211 amino acids)
Biological process (GO): regulation of cyclin-dependent protein serine/threonine kinase activity; mitotic cell cycle phase transition; positive regulation of G1/S transition of mitotic cell cycle
Cellular component (GO): cytoplasm; cyclin-dependent protein kinase holoenzyme complex; nucleus
Molecular function (GO): cyclin-dependent protein serine/threonine kinase regulator activity
Source: RefSeq, a predicted model, not a curated record
CGCCCCGCGGGCCAGACUCUGGGAACCCGCGCGGCCCGGGCCCCGCAGGCGCACCUGAGCCCGGGGCGUGCCCCGCCCCCUCGCCCGGGCACGUGGGCCGGGGUCUGCGGGGCCAACCGCGGGCGGCCGGGGGAGGAGUCGGGGCCCACACUAGCGGCGCCGAGCACCCAGCCCCUUUGUCUCCCCCGCCCCCUCUUCCCCACUUCCUGCCCAGCUUUAAACUCGGGAUCCGCGGCGCGGCGCGGACUUUGUAAACACGCGGCGCCUGCGGGGGUGGAGACUGUUUGUGUUGGGGCGCCCGGAGGAGGAGCGCACGCCCCUCGGCUCGGCUCGAGGCGGUGGCGACGCCCCCCUCCCCAGAGGCAAGUCCGAGGCGGCGGGACGAUGAGGCCACAGUCGGUGCUCCGGGGGGCUCACCUGCUCUGGAGGUCUGUGAGGAGCAGCGCUGCGAGGAGGAAGUCUUCCCCCUGGCCAUGAACUACCUGGAUCGCUACUUGUCCUGCGUCCCCACCCGAAAGGCGCAGUUGCAGCUCCUGGGUGCGGUCUGCAUGCUGCUGGCCUCCAAGCUGCGCGAGACUACGCCCCUGACCAUCGAAAAACUGUGCAUCUACACCGACCACUCUGUCUCUCCCCGCCAGCUGCGGGACUGGGAGGUGCUGGUCCUGGGGAAGCUCAAGUGGGACCUGGCAGCUGUGAUUGCCCAUGAUUUCCUGGCUCUGAUUCUGCACCGGCUCUCUCUGCCCCAGGACCGACAAGCCCUGGUCAAAAAACAUGCCCAGACCUUUUUGGCCCUCUGUGCCACAGAUUACACCUUUGCCAUGUACCCGCCAUCCAUGAUCGCCACAGGCAGCAUUGGGGCUGCAGUGCAAGGCCUGGGUGCUUGUUCCACAUCUGGGGAUGAGCUGACGGAGCUGCUGGCAGGGAUCACAGGCACUGAGGUGGACUGCCUGCGGGCCUGUCAGGAGCAGAUUGAAGCUGCGCUCAGGGAGAGCCUCAGAGAAGCCGCCCAGACCUCGCCCAGCCCGGCGCCCAAAGCCCCCAGGGGCUCCAGUAGCCAGGGGCCCAGCCAGACCAGCACUCCCACAGAUGUCACAGCCAUCCACCUGUAGCCUUGGAGAGGCCCCCUCCUGUGGCCCCUGGCAGCAGAGGAGGGGACAAAUGCUGCCCCCACCCCCCUGCCUGUAGGAAUGAACCACGCCACAUCUGAGACCUGAGGGGGCUCCUUCCUAUCUGCCCCUUGCAAAGCUGAAGGGGUCAGGCCCUACCUAUCCUUGCAGUGUGCACUAGGGGGCCUGGCUGGUCAUGUUUGCGUGGCUGGUCAGGCUCCGCCUUUUCUCUCUGCAUCUGACCAGCUCCCCUCUUUCCUGAUCCUAGCUGGCGGUGGGCCAGGCUGGUCAGAAAUGAAAUUGAAGUAGGUGAAUUGUUUUAACAUGUGCCAGCAUUCCUUUUUGAGCCCCCUCAUCUCUGGGGCUCUCCUGUUCUCAGAUGCCAACAUGCCCCCAGUGCCUUGUAAAGGUGUCGCACCUUCCAGGGUUAUUGCAUUUGGAUUAGGGCCUUUCUGAAGGAGUUUCAGAUAUUCUGAUAGACGUGUGAAGGAAACAGUCUGGACAGCUCCUCCUGACACACUUUGUGGGGGUCCCUGUAUAAAUCCAUGCUCACAGCUGCUCCUAGAGGGAGGGCCCAGGCCUUGGUCAGAGGGGUGGAACCAACCAAUUCCUCCUUGCUUUGCUUUCCGCUCAGCUUCUCCUGUGUGAUUGAGGGGGGUCAGUGCUUAAGGAAGAGGUGGUUUUAAUUUAUUAAUUGUUUUGAGGACAACUGUAAGAGGGUGUAGUGGGGCCCGGCUACCCCACAAAUGGUAACCCUGGUGGUUGCUGCAUCCCUCCCCUCUGCUACUGGCUAGAGGAUCUUUGUGGCCAAGGAGCUGCUAUAGCCUGGGGUGGGGCCAUGCCCUCCUCUCCCUCUGGCCCUCUGCCCCAUCCUCCAGGGGUACAGGACAGAGCAGGGAUAAACUGGAGGUGACUGAGCCCCUGUCUGGAGAGAGAGGCAAGCCCUGUUGACACAGGUCUUUCCUAAGGCCACAAGGUCCAGGCUGGUGGCCCAGGACCAUCAUGCUACUACCUUAAUAAAAAUUCUGGAAUAAA